AACCUGGAUCGUCCGAACCCCUUAAAUAUUUCCACAGCUGGACUAAGUUUUCUCGAUAACCCCACACCCACAGUGGCAAAAAAGCAGAAAUUACAAACUACCAAUUUAUAAUCAACACCCAAUGCUUGGCUUCGUCUUCAAUUUCUUAGGCAUUGCCAUUUCUAUCGCUUUCCCAGCCUAUGCUUCUUACAUGUCUCUUGAGUCGAAGGACACGGAAAAGAUGAAGCCCUGGUUAAUAUACUGGACUGUUCUUUCCGUCCUCAAGACUGUGGAGUUUCAAUUUGCCACUCUCUUGAAUCUCCUUCCUUUUUACGAAUUGUUUCGCUUGGUGGGGCUCCUCUGGUUGAUUUUGCCUGUUGCCCCCCAGUCUCAAGACGGUCAGGUGAGACAGUCAGGGUGUGGAGCUAUAUAUUAUGGCUACUUUAAGCCAUUCUUUGAUGAGCAACCAAGCUUGACCAACCUGGAAGGGUACACAGCUUUGGUUAAUACCGUUUCCGACUUGAAGAACUCUCCGCUAGUGCUCAGCUUGCUCCAGUACAUCUCGCUGUUGUUUAGUAACGCCGCUACCAAGACCCUGCCAGAUGAAAGGAGUUCUAACAAACCAAGUACCCCAGAAGCAUCGUUCACAGAAGCCGUGCUCUACAGCCUCUAUAAAAACUGGCGCGGUGUAACCGAUGAGCUGAAGUCCUCGCUUGCACCAAAAGCGGAACCAGUGAACUUGCUUGUCAACUUUUUAUCACUCUUGCCUAAAAGGGAAACUGAGCCAUCAGGUCUGACAUCCUCCCAACGUGUGGUGAGUGGAAACGCUAGAGUGGAACUGACUCCAACACCCAAGGGAGCUCCAACCAUAACAGUACCUUUGCCAAUAACCCAAGUGAACUCUGAAGGAAUAACAAUGCACUCCAGCUCCUCGACCUCUUUGUUUGAUAUUGUGGAAAGGAGCGAAAUCGGAAAUGAGAAUCAGGCAACCGGAGCCGAAGUCAGGGAAACCUGGGGAUCGUGGUUCCGUGGGACCAAGAAAGCAGAGCUUGGCCUGAAUUAAGUCUGAAUGGCUGGGACAAUAGAAGCUAUGUCACCACUCCAUCUCUGACGUCCUGUUUGUCGGGAUAAACAGCAAAUGGCGGAAUUCUCACCUCUGCUGUAAUAAAUCUCACGGCUUACACUUUCUUUUUUUCUCCUAUGCUAUUAUUUGUAAGCUACCAUUUCUUAGUUUAUCUUGUUUGAUGCGCUCUUCAGUUGGGCAGUCCUCUGGGCUUUGGACAUAAUCCUGGAAAGAUCUUGGAAGGUUCCAGAUCUACGAAUUUACUUGGAAAAACGGUCUCACUCAUUGAUUCAUAAACUUUUGUUUAAUUUACGAUUCUAAUAAUUCAGUUACACCCUUGAAUGUUAUAGAAUAAUCAUAUUGCGAC
Molecule: messenger RNA, 1409 nt
Organism: Babjeviella inositovora NRRL Y-12698
Lineage: Eukaryota; Fungi; Ascomycota; Pichiomycetes; Serinales
Product: HVA22/TB2/DP1 family protein
Exons: 2
Coding region: 122-1042 (306 amino acids)
Source: RefSeq, a predicted model, not a curated record